GAGGCUGCAUCUCAUCUGGGAGAUUGCAUAUGAUGGGGACAGGGGCUCUGGUGCUCAGUCUUGCCCUUGCCAUUAGAGCAGCCUGAAAACAGUGGCAAGGCUUUCUCUCAGCACUAUGCGCAUAUAGUUCUGUAUGUCAUUGUCAGAGGUAAUCUCUUCAGGGCACUCAGAGAUUUCUGCCGCUCAUGGUAAUGACAUCAUCAUAGGAUGUACAGUGUUGUGACUUUUUUUAAUGCACCCAGCGCAACUGUCAACUGUGGUUAAACAUUAAGCAAAACAAAGCUUGCCCUGAAUACUUUUUUUUAAGUAUAUCCAAAGGGAAUAUACCAUUCGCUGGAAGCAUAUGUACUGGAUCUCUUAUCCUAAGAAAUAUUUCCUCAGGUUACCCGAAUACUGAUGUUGUGGGCUUGUUUAUGGCUGGUCUCUUGUCUCUCUGCUCCUUGUUUAUUGUCCUCUUUUUGUCCUUUACCUUAUUCAUUUCCUUAUCCUCUCUGUUGUAUUGUCCCACUUCUGGUACCCUUGCUUUUCUCUUUUAUUUAUUGCUGUUCUCAUUUUCUUUACACUCCGUCUACAGAACAGCCUCCGAAUACACUGUCCUUAUGUGAUACUAAUGCUAUGCUAGGCUCUCAUGCUUAACAACAAAGCUUUGCUCUUCUUAUCUCAUCUCAGAGAUGCAGUAUCAGAGAUUCUCUUUCACUUUCUCUCUUUUUCCCUUCAUUUCUUCCCUUCACACACUUCCACAGAAAUGAAUAUUCUCUUUUGUAUGCACCGGCUCAUGCCCUACAGCAGUUUUCAAAGUUGUCUGUGACAAGCCUUGUUGUCAACACACUGAUUAGAAAGUACAUAUGUUGAAGGGGAAUGGAAAUUGAUUUUUAGUUUAAGAUUUAAAAUGGCAAUGGUACUGCAAAAGGAAGACAGACGGUGUCUGUUACGAUUAGAUAGGCAAAAUGAGAAAUGCACCACUACGCUGCUAUAUUAAAACACAUCUGACCUCAGCAAGUACACACUGGUAAGUGAAUAAAAGGGAAAUGUGAUUAACAUCAAACACCUCAAACAUGAUGACAGAUCGUUUCUGCUGCUCCCAAACUUGGACAGGAAUAUCUUUCUCCUUGUCUCCAGUGCCAUAUUAAAGUAUGACCGUGGAUCUCUCUAUUCUUCCCCCCCCACCUACAGGACCGCACUUGUUAAAGCACUUUACUGUCCAAUGCCAUCUGCUGAUUGGACCGCAGAUAACCCAUUGAUUUUCUUCCAUUCAAUUACUUCCUUCAGGCUAGGAGAUAACUCAGUAAGGGCUGGUCUUGGGGCUUUUAAGAGGUCACUUUGAAUUAGAGUUCCUGUGGCCCUGCCAAAACGCUAUCAGCCUGAUUAGGGUUUAAGCGUUUCCCUCCUGCGUUCAAUUCCCUCCACCUCCGUGCACCGCAUAUCGAUGCUGGCCAACGGUGGGGGAUAAUUGUUUAAAGAAUUGGAUUUAAAUUUGCCAGAAUUGCAAUGGAGGAGAUGGAGAGAGGCAGUUUACUGUCAUGCUAAUUUUGAGUGCACUUUGAAGGGAAACCACCUAGUUGCAGUGUUGGAGAGGAGGUAGGAUGUUGUGGGCGAUGGAAGGGUUCCUUUCAGUCUGGUGCAUCUGCCCCUGCUGGGGUGGAGGCCUCUGAAUGGAUGGUGGGGUGUCCUCAGUCUGUGUGUCUCAGUUGCACCCGUGCAGCUCUGUGCUUGUCUCAGUUUCCUCUCAGUUUGUGCUGGGUAACUUGGCCAUUGAGAUCUGACCCUUGAGAGUUGUUGCACAGUCCUUUCCUGGCCCUAAUAUUUACAUUACCUUACAAUGUAAUGUCUUUAUAGCCUUGUGCACUGAGGUAAAAACACCUCAGUGGACAAAUAGGAGACAUCCAGCAAGGUUCCUGUCUGAUAUGCUGCUAUACUCCUCCAUUUCUGACACUUUCAGCCCACCCAAAUCUUUUGUAUCCUUCAACCCAUGUAACAUAGAACUGAACUGUACUCCUAUCCCUGUUACCGCCUUUCUGCGCCCUGCUGUAUGACUGUAAUAACAGCACGAUCACUUGAUUCUGACAUCACCAUACCCCGUUUCACAUUGCUCUACUACUGCCUGUCCUCCAUAUAGGUUUCGCUCACACACAUAAGUAUUCAGCUGUGUGGUUUAGCGCACCUGACUCUAGAACAGUUUGUCUACAAUUGCUGGGCACUAAAUUAAGUCAAUUUGUUUGAGUUGGCUGCGUCCUUUUAUUUAGAAAAACAUGAUAAACAUUGACCCGCUGGGAUUUUCAUUGCGGUUGGUCUGCUGAGUUACAUUACAGAAUGCAACCCUGGCACCCAGCUAGUAGAAGGAAGGAGAAGGCACUUAAGAUGGAAUGGUAACCAGAUUCAGAGAAUUGGAGUAGAUCCCUCGCUUCAACAUGGAAUUAUGAAGUCACCAUUGUAGGGAGACUAGAGGUUUUAUUAAAAUUUAUUGUUUACAUGUUUUAUUUAUUUAAACACAAUCAGAAGAGAUUGAGAAGUCGGCUUUAUUUGCUCCGUUUUAACCCACCAGAUUUGUUAUCAUGGCGAUAAUUUGACGUUGUAUACAAAUGGAAAUAUACGUGCCAGGUUUGUAAAUUAGAUCUAGUUUGUAUUUUUCCGUUCCUAUCAGUGUAGGUAAACAUACAUUGCUCAGAUAUGAAUGUGUAUGUGAAUGUGUACAUGCAUAAGCUUGCUGUAAGUCCCAUAAAGGACAGUGAAGGAAUUGUACAUGAUGAACAGUUUUGAAGCAUUCUGAAGAAUUUAAUAUCCCUUAAAAAGUCUAGGUAUGCCUUGUUGAGGAAGAGUGACUUCCAUAAAUGUUUUCUUUGUGCAAGUCUGACUGGCAUGACCUGUCAUAUAAGCCUGGUAUGAUCUCUUAUACACAUGCAGUCACCCCCAUCUACAAUACCCCAACAUUGAUCUGUCCACAAAAUUACAAAGGUUUUAAGUGUGCAUGUGUCAUAUAGCCAGGAGGACUCGAUGACUCUGCAAGAGGACUUACAAAUGACAUCAUGUCCGUGACAAAGCGCAGAAGAUUGAGAAACAACUAACUGCCUUGCGGGAAAGAAAUUGAAAUUAAGGUCUGAGGAAGCUGAAACAGAAGUCAUUGGAAAGGCAUUCAUAAAAUUAAGUGAAGGGAUUGGCAGAAAUCUAUCAGCAAUGGUCUGAAGGCCAGUACCAGGGUGCCGGGGAGAAUUCUUAAUUUGGAGAGGAGCAAAUUAAAUUUCCUGGUGGUCCCAGUGAGGUUUCAAGGCCAGGGUGUGUCAGGUUAGGUAACAUCACAACUGCCUCUCACAGUCCUGUCCUGCCCCCCUGUGUUUCAGCCUGUUUUUGCACCUUAUCACGCAAAAGAUAAUUUACAAGUGUUGGUGAAAAGAAGCAGGUGCGUGACCUGGCCACCAAACCAAACAGAAAUUGUUCAAGAACCAUUUGACAUUUUAAGGGAACGUCAAGUCUAUUUCUCUUCCAUGGCGAUAAAAAGGUAACCUCACUAUCUAUGUGAUUUAUCUGAUUUAUCUGUGUAGACACACACUCAGGGGUGGUACUGUCCAUUGUGCCACCACUAUAUGUGUAUUAGCCUCUCUGGGAUUGGAUAUCGGGGUUUGCGGGGAAUCCCAUUUUCUUCCUCAGCCAAUGAUAGUGUUUCCCGUGGGUUCUCGGUUGUCUUUUCAAAUCAAGGCAAGGUUGAUUGUGGGCUAAAUCUUUCUGAAGGUCGACCUGUAUUGUCAAUCAAUGUCUUACCCUACAGCUGCUGUAGCUACAUGCUCUUUUUUUCUUUCCCCUGUGCACUUCAAGUGGUCACUAGGAUGAGCCUAAGCAAUGAAGAAACUGCACUCUUGUGCAUUAAUUAACUAUUGGUAGGAGAGGGGGAGGAGUUGCAAUGGACAAGUUGCUUGCAUGUGGAUGUAUAUAGGGUUGAUUCUCAUAGCAUGGAAGGUGCUUAACCCCACACUUACUGGUAUUAUAAUAACGCUGGAGGAGAUAAAGGGGUGGGGGAGGUGUGGGAGGUAUCGUGUGCAAUUGGCAGGAGGACUGAUGGGUAAUGAGGAUGUCUCCCAUGAGGGAAUACAGCAGUAAUGGCAUCCCUCUGUGGUCCUACACAAUGCAGUGAGAAUAAAAUCUAUUAUGGGUGGAGGGUGAUAAAACCGGAAGUGGGGGUGGUGUCGCCUGGAAAUGGGUGGGGUUAAACAUGGAAGCUGUAUUAUAACCCAAAAAUCCCAGAUUUUUACCAUUAUAGUCACUGACACUGCUAUUGAUGAGAUGUUAAAACAUGAAAGUCAUGGUUUUACAAUUACACCAACAACAAUUCAGUUUAAUUUAAUAAAAACAGCUAAUUUGCUUUUUAAAGCUGUAUUUAACAAACAAUGACCUAUAUGCUAAAUAGUCAUAACAAGCUUUUAUAACACUGAGGUAAACAAAUAGUGAAAUCAAGUUUCAAACAUGGACAGCAUGUUUUUAUAAAUCUAAACAUAGUUACUCAUCCUUACUCUGAGCUGCAUAGUACAAAUUGCAUGAACCCCACCACCACCCCUACCUGAGGAGCACUGAAGUCAGUUAUAAACUGCUAAAAAUAAUUUUAUAAUAAAAAAAUAUUCUUAUGAAAUCUUCAUUAUGAACUAUUACAUGCAAUGAACCCCAAAUAAAAUAAAAAACAACAGAAUGUGAGGCUAAAAUGUUUUGAUUUUUUUUUGUUUUGUUUGAUAACACUUUUUCUUUCCUCUUUGUUGAUGCCUCACUUUACCAGUGUGUUUGAUUUGCAUUAGCUUAAGUAAAUUAAAGAAAAAACCGUAAUGCUUCCCAAGGUGGAAUACAUCUUAAGCUAUUACGCUUUACUCAAGCCACCCCAAGUUGUAUUUUUGCACAUGAGCUGGGAGCAGUCUAGAGCGAUGGGGAGACACAUUAUUACUGGCCAUACUGAAAAGUUGCCUGAAACACCCGUCGGGGGGCAGGUCGGAUAUUUGAGAGCCUCCUGAGCCAGUGCUGGGUGCACCAUUAGCCAACAACCUGUGUCUGUAAUGUUUGAACUCUUGAAAGGCUGCAUUUUUAUAGCGUAGGCAUAAUACCGCUAUGCUGAUGCCCAGCGGCGUCAGCUGUAUCCAGCUUAAUAGGAUUGAUUUCUGUACCGGCAACAACCUAAUUUCAUAAAGAAUACAUAAUCAUAUGUUGCAAAACUAUUUUCUUGAAAUAAAGGAGACGACUGAAUCAAUUUCAGCAUUUACAUUUUUAAAUUAUAGCUGUUUUGUUAGUUCAGCUAAGGGAAAAUGUAUCAGGACAUGGACUAUUACAGGAACACAGAGAAAAGCGCUAAAUGUGUAUCAUAAAACACAAAAUGGAAUAGAAGUUACAAGUACAAAGUGUAAUAUUUUGCUAUAAGUGCAAUAAGUCAUUCAGCGCAUUUCUUUCUCCCUUCUCCUGGAAGUGUACUUCUACAUAGUCACGCACAGUCGCUCUCCUCUUAUCAAUUUCACAGAGAACGCGCAGCUUCGGUGAUUUGCUUGGAGCACACGCACACAAAUCAGUUAUAUAUUUCACGCAGUUGUUGUGUAGCUAAAAUGUUUAGUUUAUUCAAAGUCUCAGUUUUAAUGAAAAUGAAAUGAAAACCCCAAAAUAUAUAUAUAAAUGUUGUUCUAAGCCUAUCAUUUCUAUAACUACAGUGUCCACGAUUAUUCAUCCCCACCCUAAAGGCUUUAUCAACCUCACCACAAUUGCAGUGAAUGAAUUUUCAGUGAUUACAGGUAUAUGUGCGAAAUUAGUUUCGAUAGAGCUUUAUUGGGAAAUUCGUGACAACGCACCAGUCAUUCAAUUGUUGAAUAGCGUGCCGGGGUAGACAGCGACAUGUUUGCUGUCUACUCUACUGGGUAAAUUUUUAAAACACAGUCAGGUUAUUGUAAGCCCAAAUAUUUAGGAAAGUCGUGGAAGGAGGAUAUAGCAUUUAAGGCAUUGGAGCCAUUUUAAUUUUAAAGUCUCCAAAGCCCCUUGGCGUUGCUCUGGCCUAUCUAGUGUUAAGGGAAACUGCCACUCACUGUCUCUCUGCAGGUGUGUGUGUGUGUGUGUGUGUGUCUAAUUGAGAAACCUGGUGCUGACUUCUGAGCGAAUGGCAUGAAAGAGGUGGGAAGAAAAGAUCCGAAGACUAAUAAUAUUGGCCAAAUUCAGGAGGAGAGAACCUUCGGAGAGAAUGUAUUAUUCAAAUGUUGCCGAAUAGCUAUGGUAUUUGUAUUGGGCACCAUCCCUAGAAUCUAUGCAUGGCCCAGGGCGCCUGGACUGAAGACACAAGCAAGAACAGAUCGGAGUCCUGGAGCAAUCCCUGCAAUCUGUGAUCUUUUACUAUUUAUGGACAAUAGCUCCUCUUGUUCUGUUUGUCUCUCGCUUUUCCCUUACCAGUCCACUGUCCUUUCUUAGUCAUUUCCAUUAUAUCUUGCACUCUUUCCUCAUGUCCCUCAGUGAGUCCGAUGUGGCAGAUGUGACUCUUUAAACAAUCAAUUACAAUUUAGCUUGCAUUGCUUCCAUCACACUCUUACAUUACAAUCAAUCAAGUAUGGAACAACUUUAAAGGGACAGUUCACCCAAAAAUGAAAGAAAGCUGUUUCCACUUACCUGGAGUCCCAUCUAUCCAUCCAUAUAGCAUUGAUUUGACAAAUGUUUUAGUUAUCUGCUGCAGCUCAGCCUGAUGCAACAGACUUCAGUGGGACUAAGUUUUUGUGGCACUGAAAACACCAAAAAUGUAUAUUUGAAUACCUCAACAGUGACGUCUUUUUCAAAAUAUAGUGACAUAGUUACUCACAAACAUCCACAGACCUUGUUGUGCAGUUUCAUCAAACGCUGCUUUCUACUGAAACACGCCAACUGUGUAUAUCCAUGCAAAGUCUCAACCAAAGCAUGCCAUUAUUCUGGGGCACAGUGUCAACCUUGUUAAAACAAUGUUAAAACAAGACGUGUAGCUGUCGUACCUGUAAUGUAACAGGGUUUGGCAAGGUCAGGACCAAGUUGCCAUGACUUGGCCACCCUGGAGUCCCAACAGGCAGAAAAAUGAUUCACUGCCUGAAAAGACAUCUCUCUUAGGGGAUAACUUUGCAGGGAAAGGCCAUUCCUUCAUUCCCUCAUAUGCUUAGAUGAAUGUUUUAAGUUCUAAAUCUAGCUCUAUUGUGAAACACGCCUUUGCAGAGACUUGACAAAGAAAAACAAAAGUGGACUUUAUUGUCCUUGGUCAGAGAAUGAAUGAAUUCUCCAGAGAUUAAAAUAGAGGAACUUAAAAACCACCCCUCAGCGAAAAAUGUACAAGACUCCAUUUCCCGUCUCUUUUUUCAAUCUCAGUUGGACUGGGAUGGAAGACAGACUGGUGAAAUGGAGGCGGCUCAAAUGUAUGGCCUUUGGGGAGUGUGCUCACAGACCAUCUGAGUCUUACUGCAUUGUUUUCGCAUCCUGUUUUCAACUUUGUUUCCUUUCUCUUUGCGUUUUUUUCACUUCAUAUUUUUGAACAACAAAAUAAAAAAUAAAAAUAGAGCGUAAUCCUGUACUUACAUCUGCCCUGGUGUGGGCAAAAAAGGGCAAUUUCUCAGCUAGAUUCUUGUAGUCUCCUCUCCAUCCAUCCAUGCAGUUACUUCAUUGGCUAUAUCAUUAGGUCAGCAGGUUUCACCCUACAAGCAUAACUUUUUAAUGUGUAAGGAGACACUGGACAGCUUUCCCUUUCUCGGCUCAGUUUAUUGGUGAGAGUGAGAUGUAUAAAAUCUUGUUUGACUAUGUUUUGCCAUUUAAGUAGACAUUCCUCAUACAGUGCAAUAUUACACAGCCAUUAUACAGGGCAACUCAGGGUCUAAUGUCUAUUCUGCCCUGUAGCUUGUAGCGGUGGCAAAGGAUCAUGUUCAAAUAUAUAUUUUGAGGAUUGGUGCUAUAAUUUGAAGUUAUUAGUUGUCCAAGUUUUAAAUUGGUUUUGAAAAGUGUCUCAGUUUGCUAAUCAUUAUAAAGACAGAUCCCUGUGUGUUGAAUUUUCCCCAUGUGCAAGCUUUUGUUUGCAUGAAGGAGAACAAAGUUGCAUAGUCAAAAAGUUUUAAAUCACUCUCUAGGCUUCACUCUUGGCUUAGCACCCCAGAACAUGGGGUGUGGUUGUACUUAUUUACAUUAGCAUUUUUCAUUACGCUAUCUUAAUUAUAAAUGUCUUACGGUUGUGGAAUUAUGAUCUGUCUCACGAGGGCACUAAGUAAAAUAUAAGCUACAUAGAAAAAUUUGUUUUGUGCCAAGAGUUAUUCGUGGACGUUAUUUGGCGAAAUAGCCAAUGUGUGGCGAUGCAUUCUUAUAAAUUAGUGACAAGACCUGACUGUAGCCUACGGAGUUUUCACAGUCGGUGAUCUGUGCGCAUUGUCGCUCGUAACGCGCGUUCUGUGAGCUUCGGACAGCGAAUGGAAUGGGUGUCAGUAUCGAGAGUGAACGGGUACACGUGAGCAUCCCUUGAAGACAAACUGUUAGAAAGUGAAUUACUGUGCGUAGCCAACAACACGGAUAUAGUAAGGUUAUUAAUUUAAAGACAUUCUCUGUCAAAUUUAAGGUAUUUUGGUCGAAUUUUCGUGGAUCGCUACUGAUUCAACAACUUUAAUGUUAUGUUUUUGAGGAUGGAGAGUUUUGGGAGAUGGGUGGCAGAGGAAAGAAUUCGGCGUACGGACCAGACCGCUGCUUAACAAAAGCGGACCGUAGGCACAUCCCCGCUUAAGUGACCGUCAGAAGUGGGGAAGAAGCGGGAAAAGACGGGAAGCGGACAGAGUCUAUGAGCCGGUGCGUGAGGGACACUCCCUGCCCCGCUGUUGAGUGACACCAUGAGCUGGAGCUUCCUCACUCGUCUGCUGGAGGAGAUCCACAACCACUCCACCUUCGUGGGGAAACUGUGGCUGACCGUGCUGAUCGUCUUCCGCAUCGUUCUCACCGCCGUCGGAGGGGAGUCCAUCUACUACGACGAACAGAGCAAGUUCGUCUGCAACUCAGGCCAGCCGGGCUGUGAGAACGUCUGCUACGAUGCCUUCGCCCCCCUCUCGCACGUGCGCUUCUGGGUCUUCCAGAUCAUUCUGGUGGCCACGCCCUCGCUCAUGUACCUCGGCUACGCCGUCAACAAGAUCGCCCGGCUGGAGGAGGGAAAGUCCGGCGGGGCCGGGGCCCUGGCCCACCGGAAGCCGCGGAAGAUGUUCUUUGGUGGGCGACGGCAGCACCGGGGGAUCGAGGAGGCCGAGGACGACCAGGAGGAGGACCCGAUGAUCUACGAGGUGCCCGAGAUGGAGAGCCGCAGCGAGGCUACGCCUCAGGGGAAGCCCAAGGCCAGGCACGACGGGCGGCAGCGAAUCAGGGAGGACGGGCUGAUGCGCAUCUACGUGCUGCAGCUGCUGACUCGCACGCUGCUGGAGGUGGGCUUCCUGGCGGGCCAGUACGCCUUGUACGGGUUCGCCGUUCCGCCAGUCUUUGUGUGCUCAGGAAAGCCCUGCCCACACAGUGUCGACUGCUUUGUGUCGCGGCCCACCGAGAAGACCAUCUUCCUGCGCAUCAUGUACGGGGUGACGGUCCUCUGCCUGGCGCUCAACAUAUGGGAGAUGCUGCACCUGGGCGUGGGCACCAUCUGCGACAUCCUGCGCACCCGCCGCGGUCCGCCAGAGGAAGACGUGUACCACCUGGGCUCCAUGGGUCCCGGGGUCGCUAGCAGGGCUCCUGUGGUACCGGUUGGCGAAUCCGGGGAGGUGGGAGGGUACGGCAGUUACCCCUUCUCCUGGAACACCCCCUCCGCCCCGCCCGGCUACAACAUCGUGGUGAAGCCCGACCAGAUCCAGUUCACGGACCUGAGCAACGCCAAGAUAGCCUGCAAGCAGAACAAAGCCAACAUAGCCCAGGAGGAGCAGCAGCAGUUUGGCAGCAACGAGGACAACUUCCCCCUGGAGGAGGUGCGCGGGAGCCUGCAGAAAGAGAUCCGGCAGGCCCAGGACAGGCUGGAGGCCGCCAUCCAGGCCUACAGCCACCAGCACCAGAACAACAACCACAGCAACAUCAGCCAGCCUCAGCGGGACCGCAAGCACCGCUCUGGCUCCAAGCACGGCGCCAAUAAGGCAGGCGGAGGCAGCAGCAGCAACAGCAGCAGCAAGUCCGUGGAGGGCAAGCCUUCCGUGUGGAUCUAAGCGUGCUGCCUCCUCUCCCACAGGGUCCGCUGCCCACACCUCAUACCGGCUUCAUGCCGUCGGAUUCCCUUUCCUCAUUGUACCUGACUGCAGGUCUGUGACCUGACUCCAGCAGACGCUUACUUGCACAUAACGUCACUGGCGACCAGGGCUGGCUCUAUGAACCACAGAUGUAUCUGUCUCUGUCGUCCUCCACUAGUUCAGUUUCCAUAUAACACAGUCUGAUCGUUUACGCUUUCUCAAGGUACUUCUAAAAAAGACCAACCACAUACUUGAAUCUAGGGCUGGCGAGUACUAGUUAACUGUUUAAAAAUUCUAAGAAUGUAUUUUAAAGAGCACUCGCAAAUGCAAUUUGUUUAAUAUUUUUGAUAAUUCAGUGAUGACCAUUCUGGUUUAUAAAAAGAAUAUGCGUUUUGAAUUUAGGGGUCUUUUGUUCUUAAAAGGAAUACCUUUUUGAGAGAGGCAUUGAAAGAGAAUUCAUUCGUUCAUUAACUACAUUGUCACUGCCCUUCAUCGCUGAAAAGUUUUCUUUCCACAUAUGACAAAGAAGCGAAUGACCAAGAGCAGCUGACAACAUGCAGUACACUGAACUCGCAGCUCACAUUAGAGACAAAACAGCAGAGUUCACUAACACACAGGAACACAUAAUAUACAACAGAACAACGUCUGACAAACAAAACCCUCUAGACAUAACACAGCACACAAUACACCAUAAUAUGUUACAAACUCAGUAUGACAGUAUUAAUCAUCCACAAUGAAACACUCCUUAGACAGUAUGGCAGAUAUGGCGUACAUAAUAAACAGAAUUUAGGCAUGCAUGGACCCAUGGAAGCCAGCGGAACUGUGACAGUCCCAGACUACAUCACAUAGGCCGGUUGCGUGCCAGUCAUCUUUAACUGACACAAGUGCCAAACCUCUUCUCACGUCAGUUUUCUGGACGAGGCCUCCAUUUUUUUUUUUGAGGAAAACAUCAGGCUCUGAUUUAUGGACUUUUAAAAUAAUUUUGUAUUGUACAUUUGAUAUUGUGACUGAUAAUAAGUGGCCGAAAAAGAGAAGGAAAAGACAACCUGUUGCAUGCUGGGAUAUGCAGUGUUACUGUCUGUUUAGGUGCUGUCCGUGCUGUUGCUUUGGAAGAGAAGGAGACUUUGAUGCUGUAUUUCUGCAAAGUGCCUUAAUGGUCCCACUAGCUGGAGGUGGAUGUGGAGCUUGGAGCCUUCAUUUGUAGCAGCAUGCCUCCAAAGUGUCCAGGCCCACAACCCCGACCUCUUUAUACCUGUACAAAAAGCCACUGUUCCUGUGGUAAAGGUUAUCAGCAGGAAUGUUGUCUCGGGAUUGAUGCCAUGCACUAUAUCAAGGUAAAUUCUGCCUAUAGUUUCAUUUAUUUGGGAAGUUCUGGUCAGAGUCCAACAACCUGUCCAGUCUUCCCGAAAAGCAAAAACCUGUAAUUGUAUUACAUAGGUCAUUUACCAGGGGGUUGUCACAAGCCCAAGGCUCUGAAGUUGUCAUAAACAGCCUACUGACUGACGGCAAAAACACAGAAACCCUUCUCCCUCAUAUAACACGGUAUUGCCAUUCAUUUAUGAAUAAACAAGACUAAUAUGUUUUCCUCAGGGAUAAUUUGUUGUGGGAGUUAAAUUUCAAAACUUUAAAUUGAACUCCUUUCCUCCUCAUGCCCAGAGAAAGCCAUAGCUUUCCAGUUCCCUUACUUCUGUUAUCACACAGGGUUCUGUCUCUGGCUUUGGGAGGUCCUCUGGUGGCCAGUGAUGUAAAGGCAGGUACUAAAUGAGUAAAUGCUUUAUAUUAGCGGAGGCAUUCCAUAUUACUGCCGAGGAUAUGCCAGUGUGCAUGAUCACAAAAAAAUAAAUAAAUCCUGAUAUAUAUUUUUUUUCCAAACGGCAUGGAUAUUUCUACCACUCUGAAGUUACCACUGGACAAUCUUGGGGAAAUAUCUCUGACGGAGGCCUCUGUGAGAGGUUCCGGGAUGCAGAUUAUUACCCAUUCCAUUACCAUUCUGAAGCUGGAUAUUCAUGAAGGGGAACUACUUUGGGUAGCCAUUGAACAAGCUAUUGAAUCCGACUGCUUUAGUCAAAGCCCCGGUCACUGACAUCAGUAGCAAAUAUAAGUCACUGAAGUCACACGUGGCACAGAUGUUAUUGUAGCACUUACAGUAUAGUUCUCCCUCAGUACCUCAACAACUUGAUAAACUGCGUCAACUGUGCAAUAACCAGUAUCUGAAUGCAAAUACCUAUGCUAUACAGUACUGAACAGCUAAUAUCCAGUGCUAGCUCUCUGUAUAGAUUGUAUCUUCUGGUUUUGACAGCAUCUCUGCAUAAUCCUGCUUCCUGUCUGGUUUUUCUUCCAGAAAACCUCCUUGUGAUAUCUGAAGUUUGUACCUUGGUAUAUGCUAAACAUGUUUGAUUAUAUGUGCACUAUAUGAGUGCUCUUUUUGUUAAUAUUGUACAAAAUGUGUUAAAAUGAGGGUAUUUACAAGAGCCUUUGGCCACCGAAAGACCAGACACUGUUUUAAGCAUUAUAAUUGCUAUGCCAAGGGGACAUGUUUUUCAGCAUGGUUGAUUAGGCUAGUUGUUUUUGAGUGAGGAAUAUUGCAGCCAUACUAUUAUUCUACAGUCUGAAAGGUCAUAAGAAAAUACAUUUAUGACUAGUUCUUUAUAUUUUCAUAAUGUGUGUAUAAUGUUAUUUUGUUUUCUAUGUUGUAAGUCAUAGAUUUUAAGAUUUUGGAAUGAGAUGAAAAUUAAGUGGCACUUGUUGAGAGCUAUCACAUUCAAACUUUUUCUUUGAAAUGUUGGACAAAUCUAAAAUCGGACAAGUAAGAAAGGGAACUAAAACAUAUCACACAUGUCAGUUUUCGUGGAGGUGUUCUCCAAACUUUUUUAAAAUUCAAAUUGUAAAUUGGUAUUGUUUUAUAGAGGUUCACUGAAUUAAUGUUAGUUUUCAAUAAAAAUACAUUUCCCAGAAUGCUUUGGGUUUGGUUGCCAGGCAGGCUCAGAAAGGGGCUACAAGAAACAUAAAGGAACAAUAAGGAGCAGGAUAUCUUUAAGAAGGUGUGGACAAGGAUGUUGUUUUCCAGUAGCAUUGGGAUCAGCCCAAUGAACAAAUUAAAAGAGCAAAUCAAAGGCAGCAGAUUCUGCAGCUGUUUGGAUCCUGGGCUGCAGAAGCAUACUAGAGUGUACACUGUGUUACUGUGAUUUACCUCAAUGUCCAACCCCACAACGAUAGUUUUUAUAAGAAAGCAAACUGAACUUUUUUAUUUGAAUUUAAGCCAGAAACUGGACUGCUAUGAAUGGCCAGUGGGCUCCGAAGUGGCGUUGUGAGUUACUGGGCACCAUGUUUCACCAACUAUUACUGGGAGACUGCUGUGGCUGGACAAAAUUGACUUCAGGUGUAGAGAGGGUUUAAAUCUUGUUUCCUAGGUUACCUCUGCAACAAUGCACCAGGCACCUGCAGACUACCAAUUGUUGUUUGUAAGAGAUAUGCUUGAUUGACACUUGUACUGUGUGGCGUGUAAUAAGGCUUAUAAUAACUGGCUUGCAGGCAAGUGUGUUGGCAGAGGUUUACAUGCUUGAAUGGCUGAGCUCCUUGUGUCGAUACAGUUUCCACAGUAGUGUCUUGAGGCAGAACUGAGAAGUGAAAAGGGAGGGUGGGGGCAGGGGUUAUGAGAGGAAAGUAUACACAUUGUUGUGCUUCUGUUUUUGGGUUUCAGUAGUGGCAGUGAUGAGCCUGUUGCUGUGAAUGGUGAGGUGCGCCUGCUUUGUAUCUGUAGCUGGGGUUCAUCAGGGCUCAGUUUUAGGCUGUGUGUGUUUCUGUGUGCAUAGAGGGAAAAUGGCCAUCUUAGGGUCACUUCAGUAUCGAGAGCACAUCCCAGUGUAACCUAAUUUCCUGGAUAAUAAAAUACUUAAUUUGUCCAUUUUGUUCUUUAAAUCUUAUUUUCACGUAUCAAAAUAAUAGCUUGGUAAAUUGCAGUAGUUGGCCCAUGUGCGUGAAUUUCAGUGAAUACAAAUCCACUUUUGAGUUCCACUGAGUUAUUGUAACUUCUGUUGUUGAGUCUUUAUGGACAUGCAAGGCUUUAUCACAUUCUUUUUCUGUUAAAUGUCAGCCUCAAGUACUGUAAACUCAGUGGCAAAAGUAAUUGUUUGUAGUCAUAUCGGCUAAACAGAAGUUCCCUCUGUGGUAUCUAAGACCCACAUAUCCUUUUAGCAGAGUAACAAGAUCUGUUUAUGUUUUGCCAAAGCAUUGUUUUAGGUGGAAAGAAAAUAUCAGUUUGAGAGCACUGUUCAGGUCCACCCUGGGCCACAGAUCCUAACCAGCCUGCCUAUGUCAUGUUUUGUGAAAAGAGUUUAUGUUUCUUUGACAUUUUGUUGAAAAUUGAAAUUUGAAAUUUGCAAGCUGGAAAUCUCAGCACUGUACAAAUAGUUCCAUUUUGGGAAACCAUUUUGUAUGAAAAAAAGUAUUCCAAAUGCAUGUUCAGAACUAUUUUGCUAAGAAAAAAAUAAAUACAUUACUCAAAUAUAAAUAA
Anguilla rostrata (American eel) is the source of this 14688-nucleotide messenger RNA. RefSeq names its product gap junction gamma-1 protein-like. Gene Ontology annotation, cellular component: connexin complex. NCBI's taxonomy places the organism in Eukaryota, Metazoa, Chordata, Actinopteri, Anguilliformes, Anguillidae. Bases 8817 to 10154 code for a protein of 445 amino acids. The record is from RefSeq and is a predicted model, not a curated record. Gene Ontology annotation, biological process: cell-cell signaling. The transcript is spliced from 3 exons. Gene Ontology annotation, molecular function: gap junction channel activity.